AGUCCCGCCGCACCCGCCCAGCGCCAGCUCCGCGUCCCGGCCGGCCCGCGCGCGGCUGCCCGCUCCGCCGCCAUGGCCACGUCCCCGCAGAAGUCGCCCUCUGUCCCCAAGUCCCCCACUCCCAAGUCGCCCCCGUCCCGGAAGAAAGAUGACUCCUUCUUGGGGAAACUCGGAGGCACGCUGGCCCGGAGGAAGAAAGCCAAGGAGGUAUCGGAGCUUCAGGAGGAAGGCAUGAACGCCAUCAACCUACCCCUCAGCCCGAUCCCCUUCGAGCUGGACCCGGAGGACACCAUGCUGGAGGAGAAUGAAGUGCGAACAAUGGUGGACCCAAACUCCCGCAGCGACCCCAAACUGCAAGAACUGAUGAAGGUGUUAAUUGACUGGAUUAAUGACGUGCUUGUCGGUGAAAGAAUCAUCGUGAAAGACCUGGCUGAAGAUUUAUACGACGGACAAGUCCUACAGAAGCUCUUUGAGAAGCUUGAGAGUGAGAAGCUGAACGUUGCUGAAGUCACCCAGUCAGAGAUUGCUCAGAAGCAAAAGCUGCAGACUGUCCUGGAGAAGAUCAAUGAAACCCUGAAACUUCCUCCCAGGAGCAUCAAGUGGAACGUGGACUCUGUUCAUGCCAAGAGCCUGGUAGCCAUCUUGCAUCUGCUGGUUGCUCUGUCCCAGUAUUUCCGGGCACCAAUCCGACUCCCAGAUCAUGUCUCCAUCCAAGUGGUUGUGGUCCAGAAACGAGAAGGAAUCCUCCAGUCUCGGCAAAUCCAAGAGGAAAUAACUGGUAACACAGAGGCUCUCUCCGGAAGGCAUGAACGUGAUGCCUUUGACACCUUGUUCGACCACGCACCAGACAAACUCAAUGUAGUGAAAAAGACACUGAUCACUUUUGUGAACAAGCACCUGAAUAAACUGAACCUGGAGGUCACAGAACUGGAAACCCAGUUUGCAGAUGGGGUGUACCUGGUGCUGCUCAUGGGGCUCCUGGAGGGCUACUUCGUGCCCCUGCACAGCUUCUUCCUGACCCCGGACAGCUUUGAACAGAAGGUCUUGAAUGUCUCCUUUGCCUUUGAGCUCAUGCAAGACGGGGGAUUGGAAAAGCCAAAGCCACGGCCAGAAGGUACUUUGCUCUUUCCUGGGUUUGUGACAGGACUGAGAGACCCUGUCCCUGCACAUGGGUGUUCAGGGCACAGGGCAAGCCCCAUGUUUGACAUCAGGGCAAGGGUUUCUUCUCUGAAAGCUUCUUUGCGUCAGGGAAGGUGGGACAGGGCGAAGCUGCUCAGUCCUACAGCUCCUUUGUGA
Molecule: messenger RNA, 1296 nt
Organism: Leptonychotes weddellii (Weddell seal)
Lineage: Eukaryota; Metazoa; Chordata; Mammalia; Carnivora; Phocidae
Source: RefSeq, a predicted model, not a curated record